This is a messenger RNA of Trypanosoma cruzi, 978 nucleotides long. RefSeq lists its product as uncharacterized. Bases 1 to 978 code for a protein of 325 amino acids. The record is from RefSeq and is a predicted model, not a curated record. The transcript has a single exon. Lineage: Eukaryota; Euglenozoa; Kinetoplastea; Trypanosomatida; Trypanosomatidae.
AUGCGAAUAUCAUCCAAACAUCUUGUUAGGCAUACAUGUGGAGCCGCUUUAACGAUUCCCUUCAAACUUCAUGGAAAUGAUAUGUUCCGUGUUCUUUUUUGCCCUCACCGGCUUUGCUCGACAACACCGUUGGAGCAGUUAAUCAUCAAUGCUGCUCAAUGGGAUGCCAGCAAUUACUAUCAUCGUCUUGGCUUUUGUGAGGAGGUACAUGAUCUUCAGAGAAUCAAGGAGCAUUAUCGUGUUCUUGCGAAACACUAUCACCCCGAUAAUCCCAGUGCACCACCGAAUGCCAAGGUUGCCUUUCAGAGCAUCAAAGAGGCAUACGAGCAUGUCGCCUCCAACACCAAGAAGGCCCCAGACAGGAACAAAAUGGACGAAGCUGGUUUUGAGUUUUCAGAUCAGGUGAGAAGAAAGGCACAGAUGCGUUUUUUGGGUGAAGGUGUCGGUCUAUUUAUGGCGAUGACUUUUGUUUUUAUUUACAUUGUCUCCAAACACAACAAGGAACGUCUCGGAGUGCGUUAUUUAUGGAACUUUUUACUUAUUUUCUUCACCAUUCAGUUUUUUCCAAGACUUUUGGCAGCCGCCAUCCUCUACGCGUGCCACACGAAUUAUCUCGUGAGUUUGGCGGAAUCCAAAGAACGGGCUGCGACGAGUGUUGUGGUUGAGCGGCGAAGCGAUGGCGAUGUGUCCGUUCGUCUGGACGGCCUCACGGAAGAAGUGAAGGACAAGACAGUUCUGCAAAUUACUAUAACCCAUGUGCCAUCAUCGUCAUUAUCAUCAUCCAAGGCGCCAACAGGAACGGCGGCGGAGGAAUUCAACACGUUGAUUGCACCGUCCACCUCAACAACGCUGACGUUUGAUCGUGGAGUGACGUCGGUGUCGGUGCCUGCGCAUUCAGAGGGCGUCGCACAGUACCGUGUCCGGGCGGUGGACAUGAGGCGGGGAUUUAUAUUGGCUGACCGCACGUUGCAUGUGUAA